AGGUUAUCUUAUAAUUUAUAUUUUUAUUCGUUCUUUAAGGAGGAAAUAGUUAUAUAAUAUUAGCAAUAGUCAUUUUGUGUUUAUUUGAUUCUACACAUAAAAUUUAAUUAGUGAAAAAAUGGAGAAGAAACCAAAAGUUAUCGUCUUUGAUUUAGAUUAUACUUUGUGGCCAUUUUGGGUUGAUACUCAUGUAACUCCUCCAUUUAAGAGAGGAACGCAGAAUAAAAUAGUAGAUGCACACGGUCGUACAGUAAAAUGUUAUAUUGAUGUUCCUGAUAUAUUGAAACUGUUAUCAGAGGAAGGAUAUCAACUUGGCGUAGCAUCACGUACAUCAGAAAUAAAGGGUGCUAAACAAUUAUUAGAUUUAUUUGGUUGGAAAAAAUAUUUCAAAUAUGUUGAAAUAUUUCCUGGUAGCAAAGUCGCACAUUUUUUGAACAUUCAAAAAAGUUCUCAAAUUGAUUACAAAGAUAUGCUUUUUUUUGAUGACGAGACCAGAAAUAUUAUAGAGGUUGGUAAACUUGGAGUACAUGCCAUAUUAGUUAGAGAUGGUGUAACUCAUCAUGUUAUAAAAGAUGCUCUACAGUCAUUUAACAAACAAUGAUUCCUUAAAUUCUAUAAUUUAUUAAUAUUA
Camponotus floridanus (Florida carpenter ant) is the source of this 631-nucleotide messenger RNA. Its product is annotated as magnesium-dependent phosphatase 1. Gene Ontology annotation, molecular function: acid phosphatase activity. The record is from RefSeq and is a predicted model, not a curated record. The coding region runs from base 119 to 601 and encodes 160 amino acids. The transcript has 4 exons. Lineage: Eukaryota; Metazoa; Arthropoda; Insecta; Hymenoptera; Formicidae.